AUGUGCUCCAGGAGUCCAUGUGGGUGUCGGGGGAUGUGGGUAGCAGAGUGUGGUCCAGGCUGCCGUGAGAGAAAGUCGUCGGUGACGCCUAGAAAAAUGAGACAUUCACUGUUUGCAUCGCUGGUUUACCUACUGGUGGGCGUGGUUUGGGAGGUGCCAGUGAAGGGUCGUUCUGAUGGACAGGUGGGAACGAUGGUGAGCCAGGUGGUGAGGGAACACUUGCUUGGGUGUCAUCUAGUGCUGGCCACCACAACAAAACACUCCCCAGUUUAUUCACAAAUAAUCAGACAUCUGGCGACGGAGAUGGAGACAGGGGUGGUGGUAGAGACAACAGUGAUGUUUUCCCAGGACCAGCCAACUCAAGAGGAGCGCCACCUCCUGCAGGGGCUAUGGGGUGAUGCCACUCUCUCGUGUCACGUUCUCAUCCUAGACAACACCGCCAUGGAGAGUCACUCCAUCGUCAGGUUCCUGGAGCGAUGUGGACUAUGGCUGAGACCGAAAACCCGUGUGGUAGUUGUGGGUGGGAAGUCUGGCGUGGAGACCCUCCUCCUUCACCACGCCCUCCGCAACACUAACCACGCCCUCUACAUCGCUCUCCUCAACCAUAGUCUCUAUGUUGUCGCACCUAACACCAAUAUUACGAAGAAAAGACCUGAUGAAGGUAGACACGUUACUUCUAGUUCUAAUGCCAUCAGCUUUGGAGAUCCUCCUAUCACUAAAGCUAAACCCAUUCAGGAUUUGUCUCACAAUCGCGAUUUCAAAUAUAUCUUUGAUCACCUUAUUGAUGAAUCUGAUUUGGAUAGUUUUCCUAAUUGUUUGUACCUCCAGUCAGGUUCACUCAUGCAUAAAUUUUGA
Molecule: messenger RNA, 855 nt
Organism: Homarus americanus (American lobster)
Lineage: Eukaryota; Metazoa; Arthropoda; Malacostraca; Decapoda; Nephropidae
Exons: 5
Coding region: 1-855 (284 amino acids)
Source: RefSeq, a predicted model, not a curated record